This is a messenger RNA of Menidia menidia (Atlantic silverside), 1056 nucleotides long. The record is from the annotation of a GenBank genome assembly. NCBI's taxonomy places the organism in Eukaryota, Metazoa, Chordata, Actinopteri, Atheriniformes, Atherinopsidae.
AUGAUGUCGAUGAACAGCAAGCAGCCGUUCAGUAUGCACCCCAUACUGCACGAGCCCAAGUACACGCCGCUGCACUCCAGCUCCGAGGCCAUCCGCCGGGCCUGCCUGCCCACGCCGUCGCUCCAGGGCAACAUCUUCGCGGGCUUCGACGAGUCUCUGCUGCAGAGGGCCGAGGCUCUGGCCGCCGUGGACAUCGUGGCCCAGAAGAGCCACCCCUUCAAGCCGGACGCCACCUACCACACCAUGACCACGAUGACCAGCAUGACGUGCACGCCCACCUCCUCCUCCGCGCACCUGCACCACCCGUCCGUGCUCACGUCGCACCACCACCCGGGCCACCACCAGCCCGCGCAGGGCCUGGAGGGGGACCUGCUGGACCACCUGACCCCCGGCCUCUCCCUGGGCGGGAUGCCCGGCGCGGACGUGUGCUCCACGGCCUCGCACACGGCGCACGCGGCCGCCCACAUGUCCGCCAUCAACCACAUGCAGCACCACCACCACCACCCGCAGUCCAUGAACAUGCACGCGCACGGGCUGGGCUCGCACGGCUCGCUGGGGGGCGGCGCGGGCGGGGACGCGGAGCCGGACCCGCGCGAGCUGGAGUCGUUCGCGGAGAGGUUCAAGCAGAGGAGGAUCAAGCUGGGGGUGACCCAGGCGGACGUGGGGGCGGCCCUGGCCAACCUGAAGAUCCCCGGGGUGGGCUGCCUGAGCCAGAGCACCAUCUGCAGGUUCGAAUCCCUCACGCUGUCGCACAACAACAUGGUGGCCCUCAAGCCCAUCCUGGAGGCCUGGCUGGAGGAGGCGGAGCGCGCGCAGCGGGAGAAGAUGUCCAAGCCGGAGAUCUUUAACGGGGGGGACAAAAAGAGGAAACGUACGUCCAUCGCGGCCCCGGAGAAGCGCUCCCUGGAGGCCUACUUCGCCGUGCAGCCUCGGCCCUCGUCGGAGAAGAUCGCCGCCAUCGCGGAGAAGCUGGACCUGAAAAAGAACGUGGUGCGCGUGUGGUUUUGCAACCAGAGACAGAAGCAGAAACGGAUGAAGUUCUCCGCCACGCACUAA